Brassica napus (rape) is the source of this 2679-nucleotide messenger RNA. RefSeq lists its product as uncharacterized. Lineage: Eukaryota; Viridiplantae; Streptophyta; Magnoliopsida; Brassicales; Brassicaceae. The coding region runs from base 1 to 2679 and encodes 892 amino acids. The transcript has 5 exons. The record is from RefSeq and is a predicted model, not a curated record.
AUGACGUGUUUCGAGGACUCUAAAAAGAAGAUGGCAGUGUAUUAUUUGGACAAAGACGCGGCAGAAUGGUGGGAGAGUAGGGAUCACCAAGUAGGACAUCUGGUCACCACUUGGGCGGCAUUCAAAAAAGAAUUUGAAUGCAAGUAUUUCACCUCGGAGUCCAAGCGAAGGCUUCAACGUCAGUUUGCUAACCUAGUACAAGGAGACAAGACAGUUAGAGGAUAUGAAUCUGAGUUCAUGCGACUGCGACGACACGUGCUGCGAGGACCAGAUGAUGAAGAAACCAUGAUAUCUAACUUUAUGUUUGGUCUGAAACCAGAUUUGGAAAAUAGACUGGCAGUCGGGAACUACGAGAGUCUCACCGAGCUAGUGGAAAAGACUGUGAAUGUGGAGAUCGGAUCGGAAGCUGAAAAGGCGGCAAGUAAGAAAUCCAAGCAGCAUCAAGCAGGGAAGUAUGGUGGAAACCAAAGAUCUUUUAAGGGUAAAGAUAAGGAAAAGGAAUCAGAAGGGCCAAGUCGACGAUCUUUGUUCACAGGAAAAUGCUUUGACUGUGGCAAGACAGGCCAUAAGUCCACUACGCCAAUCACUGUCCAUCAUCCUACAACUCCACCUGCAAUCGCACCAGCGCCAAAAAGGCAAGCAAUAGGAGGUGGAGUUUACGCUUUAGAACUAGAGGAUACUAAACCUCCAGCCCCAUCUAAGGGUCCCAUCACAGGAACUUUACAUGUUGCGGGGCAUCCCACACAUGUAUUGUUCGACUCAUGGGAAACACAUAGCUUUGUGGCCCCUGAGGUAGCUGCCGAGUUUGUGGGUUCAUUUGUGAUUGACAGGGUGGAUGUGGCUGUGAUGACUCCCGGAGACCAAACCCUCCAAGCAAAAGAAUGCCUCAGAAGAGUUCCGUUAGUCAUUUGCGAGAAGAUGUUCUUGGCAGAUUUGUUGGUGGUGCCCUUAAAAGGAUAUGAAGUUAUCUUGGGCAUGGAUUGGUUAUCAGGCUAUCGGGCACAAUUAGAUUGUGGAAAAGGUCGUAUUUUGUUCAAGGAGAACGGGCAACGACAAAUAGGGUUUUACGGGAUCAGUCCAAGCAAGUCUGUGUCUUUAGUAGCUGCCUUGAGAGUGGAAGAUUUGCUUAAGGAUGGAGAAGCGUAUCUGGUAACAAUAACUGCUAGUGAAGGGCCCACUAGCAACGGAGUUGAAAUUACGGAUAUUGCGGUAGUACAAGAGUUCAAGGAUGUGUUUGAAACGUUGAAAGAGUUACCUCCACCUCAGAGUAACCCUUUCACAAUUAACUUGGAACCUGAAGCGAAGCCGAUAACAAAGGCUCCCUACCACAUGGCACCUGCGGAGUUUGCAGAGUUGAAGAAACAACUUGAAGAUAUAAUGGAGAAAGGUUUCAUAAGACCUAGCUCUUCACCAUGGGGAGCUCCGGUCUUAUUUGUCAAGAAGAAGGAUGGUAGCAUGCGGCUUUGCAUUGAUUAUCGAAGAAUCAACAAUAUCACCAUCAAAGAUAAGUAUCCCCUUCCAAGGAUAGACGAGUUGUUGGAUCAGCUAAGGGGAGGAAGUUGGUUUUCAAAGAUCGACUUGGCGUUGGGCUAUCAUCAGAUUCCAAUUUCAGAAGGUGAUGUCAUGAAGACUGCAUUUAGAACUCGUUAUGGACAAUACGAGUUCGUAGUAAUGCCUUUUGGUUUUACUAAUGCACCGCCGGCCUUCAUGAGAUUAUCUCAACAAAUAGAGGUAGAGCACAAAGCACACUUGAAGCUAGUGUUGGAACGGUUAAGAAACCAGAAGCUGUAUGCCAAGUUCAGCAAGUGUUCUUUCUGGAAAAAAGAGAUCAGGUUCUUAGGGCACCGAGUGUCUGGAGAAGGAGUUUCUGUAGAUUCAGAAAAGGUGAAAUUCAUCGAGGAAUGGCAAAGGCCAUCAACGGGAAAAGAAACGGAUGAAGCAUUUCAGAGACUGAAGAAAGCUUUGACCACAACACCGAUAUUGGCAUUACCUGAACAAGGUAAACCUUACACUCUGUACGCAGAUGCUUCUAGGGUUGGGUUGGGUUGUGUGUUCAUGCAAGAAGGCAAAGUCAUUGCUUAUGCAUCAAGGCAACUCAGGAAGCAAGAAGAUAACUACCCAACACACGACUUAGAAAUGGCGGCAGUGGUGUUUGCGUUAAGGAUUUGGAGAUCCUACUUAUAUGGAGAAGUCGUGGAAGUAUUCACAUAUCAUAAGAGUCUCAAGUAUUUGUUUACACAACCUGAUCUGAACCUCCAACAAAGGCGAUGGAUGGAGUUUGUGGUGGAUUACGACCUGAAGAUUCAAUAUCAUCCAAGCAAAGCUAAUGUGGUCGCAAAUGCACUAAGUUGUAGAAAGUUAGCGUCCGAUGUUGGAAAGGAAGUGGAAGCAUUAUCAAGUGAACUCAAGUUGAUGACUUUAUGGGCAAUUGAAGGGGACCCAAGUGAGCCUUUAGGCAUACGUACCGUAAACCAGGCAGGUUUAUUCGCACGGAUCAGACAGGAGCAACAACGUGAUGAGAAGUUAAAAAGAAUCAUCACAGAAGUUAAAAAUCAAGAAGCUCCAAACGCAAGUGGCUAUCAUGUGGCAGCAGAUGAUACAUUAUUACUUAAUGGGAGGAUAUCAGUACCACAGCGAGAAGGGAUACGAGAUGAGAUUUUGAAGUCGGCGCAUCACUAG